This is a messenger RNA of Oncorhynchus tshawytscha (Chinook salmon), 1023 nucleotides long. RefSeq lists its product as uncharacterized. The transcript is spliced from 4 exons. The coding region runs from base 74 to 889 and encodes 271 amino acids. NCBI's taxonomy places the organism in Eukaryota, Metazoa, Chordata, Actinopteri, Salmoniformes, Salmonidae. The record is from RefSeq and is a predicted model, not a curated record.
CUCUGCCCCUCCCUCUGCCCUCCCUUCUCUGGAUAACUAUUAACACAUAAAGCCACUAUAAAGUGCUGCUCACAUGGACACAGCUACAACCCUUCAACAGAGGACAUCAGUCAGCCAUCUACAAUCUAGAGGACAUCAGCCAGCCAUCUACAAUCUACAGGACAAUAACCAGCCAUCCACAAUCUCUCUGUGUGUAACUAUGAGGGGAAUUGUCCUUCUCUUUCUGCUGUCUCUCUGGCCUGGAGGCAACGUGGAUGCUAUCAAUCAAGAGGUCUUGGCUAAUGUGGUACAAGAGAUGAGAAGGUUCGGCCUGGAGAACCGCCAGUAUGCCAUGGCUGUCUUACUCACCCAACAGCAGUGCACCCAAAAUGGAGCAAUCUUUGAUGUAGGCGUGCAACCUCAGGUUGUCCAGAAGAGACUACAGGAUUAUAGUGUCUACAUAGGAGACCGGCUCAUCGCAGCCAUACCUGACACCUACCAUGCUGAGUACCUUCUCUUGGGGCAUGAUAAAACCAACCCCAGCAGAAUGCAGACUCUGUUAACAGCAGCAAAGCCCAAUGACUGCAUCGUCUUCUUCUCCAACUACUCUCCCUGCCUGGAGAGAUGCAACGUCCCUAAUGGAGCAACCAGCAUUCUGCCCUUCAUGACCGUCUUCAACGGCAGGAACGCCAACCAGAUGGCCUUUGUCUUCUCCUCGGUUUGGGACCCUUCAAGGCACCAUACAGGAGUGACCAAACCGACUAAGCAGCAGGUGUUUGAGUCCUUCCAGAGAAUAGAAAUAUACCUCCCUUUAUAUCGUUGUGUCAGAUUCAAGGAACAAAACACAUGUUACCGUUGUGUCACUGCCAACACAAAUCCUGAGACCAAUGACUGUCUGUAUGGAUACUAAUAGUGUACACUGUCUCAAUGGUGGAAAUAUAGAAAUGUAUAUUUUCUUUCUCUCUCUCUGUCCAUCCCCCUCUCUCUGUCCAUCUCUCUCUCUGUCCAUCUCUCUCUCUGUCCAUCUCUCUCUCUGUCCAUCUC